AUGGCCCCUGUCCGAGCCUCGUCGCCCUCCCCCUCUAUCCCAGCGACGCCGGCUAUCUCCUCCUGUCCGUCACCAGAUCGUACAUUUUCGACCAUUUCCUCUCUGUCGACUUCUUCCGCCACUUCGGCCGAUGCCAGGUCUUCCGUCUCUAUCUCAUCCAAGCGACGAGGAUACAUUCGCCCUCAGGGGGUUGAGUUUGCGGAGUCCGCCAAGAACCGGGAGAGCGUCAUGAGCCUGGGUAGCAUCGCUCAUCUGCAAUACUACUUUGCACGAACUGGUCUAUUGGACGGCAAAGGUGCCCAGGCUCGGGAAUUCAAAAAGAAGAAGAAGCCAGAGGAUAUGCCGCGACUCCUCUUGACCCCCAAUGCUCGGUUUAUCGAUGACUUGACUACCAGUCCCACGAGUGCCAGUCCCACCGAUGACGAAAGUGAAAGUAUAGAUCCCAGGGAGGAGGUGUAUGACGAGGAGGUUGAAGUCAUGCUGCCUCCUACGGUCAGCACUUACAGUAUCAAAACGCACCACAUCCCGCCGCCACCUAAACUCAAGGCUCUGCGGAAGGAUCUGCGGGACGCGUUGGAGAAAGCCGAACACAGUAUCGAAUCGAUGGAUGCUCAAAGGGACCCGCCGGCGGAGAUGAUCCCCCCGCGGAUUAGUCUUUCGAGUGACGAUACGCCCGAUACUGCAGAAGACCCCUCGCGUCAGGAGCCUGCAGAAGCAACCCCGCAGACCUGGCAAGAGAUCCAGGGCAUGCGGGUUCUGGACACUGUCACUUUUGCGAUCCGAGCCGCUAAGAUCUACUACACUGCGCAUGAACGGCCCGAUCGACUGGCAAAGAUCAAAAGCGAGCGCGAAAUCCGACAAGAGCUGUUCAAUGUGCUGGAGGUCCUGAAGCGGUGGGCCUCCCGAAACUUUGCGGAUGGCCUUCGCGAGGAUGAGCGAUCUGGCAUUGUCGGAUGGAUGGCCAAUGUACGUGACAUGUUGGCCCGGGAAGCUCAACUGGAAUCAUUCGAAGCCAAAGAACGAGCCGCUUGGAUCUGGACCGAGGGUGAGUGGAUCGGUAAGGAGCGGGAACGCGAGACUUUGUUCCUGCGUAGUCUGAUCGGCUCCGACGCGCAGCUGCCGACAUGGACUGCGCCGGAGGAUGGCUCACCGCCACCCGCCAUGCUGGAACGGCUGCGCGAUGGACGCGACCUGGUGCGCGCCCAUAACUUUGCCGUCAAGAACUCGAAGCGGCCGUUUCUUGACAUCAAAACGUACCAUCAGGACGUGGCCAAGCCCUACCGGCGUGCCGAAAACCUUCGUUUCUGGGUGAAGGCGGCAGAGCUCCGGUGGGAAACCAAGCUGGAGCUGGAUGUGAUGGGGAUCGUGCAUGGCAACAGUGAAGAGGCCUGGAAACAGUUCGACCAGGCUCUUCUGGCCUGGUGCAAAGUGGUGCGCGAGGAGCUCGUGCGAGACUGGCGCGAGAGGCGAGCUUCAGCAGCGAGCCUUCCACCCGACGAUCUGGUGUCCCUGGGAUCCUACAGGCCAGCGCCCAUCCCCUCGUGGAUCGCAUCCAUGCGUGCCAUGUCCACCGCGUCAACGGCUACCACUGCGACCACCCACCCCCCGGAUGCCGGGGCCAACCUGUCCACGUCGCAGUUCUUCUCCCCUCCUCCUCCUCCUCCACCCGCCCUGUCUAUCUCCCAUGCCGACCAGUCAAGACCGCGACGAAUCAAGUCCAAGUCGUCCCUACGAAGCCUCCGCAGCUUGGGCAGUAGCAGUGAACCCGACGAUAACCAACAACAACACGACCUCGGUUUCGACAAGACUCUUGUCCGCCCGUCAAUUCUCCGUCGCUUGUCCCCCGGCCUGGCUGCCCGCGUCAAGCUACUAGACGGUAGUAACAAACACAACAGUCCCUCUCGCAACCCCGGCGCCGUCGGUCGGAUUCCCGAGGAACAAAUCAAAGAACUCGACAAAUCGCAUCAGGAUUUAUCCAAAUCCAUCAAGAUCGAAAAGAAGGGUCGCUCAUGGAAUGCUCUGCCUCGGUUACACAAGGAUAAGAAAUCUCACGAAAGUGAAUCCGGUCAUUUAGAGGAGUUGGAGGAGGUACCGACACCCGACUCGGAUCGUCCCCUGGAUCUACCUUCGGAUCAAGAGCUGGAAGAGGCCCCGCUCCCAGACGAGGUUGAAGAGGCUGAGGAAGAGGCAGUGAAGGUUGAGGCUGUUGGGGAAGAGGUUAUUGAGGAAGACGCUGUUGCAGAGCAAGGCGUUGCAGAAGAAGUUGUUGCGGAAGACGCUGUUGGGGUAGAGGCUACUCUGGAAGAGCCCCAAACCGACAUGCCAGCUCCCGAAUAUGACGUCCCCGAGCAGACAGAUUUCGAAAAAUACAUACAGAGCACCAAUGAUGACGAUUCGAAUCCACCCCCGCCGCCGCCCAAAGACUCCCCACGUCCACGAUCGACCACUUCCUUAAGCUCACAAUCCUACUUCAACCCCCAAGGGUUGCAGCGCACCGAGUCCAUCUACUCGUUUUCGCGCGCCUCGUUUAGCAAUCAACUCUCCCAGCUCACAUCUAUCCCCCUUCCGCAACCGUCGUCGCUCGAGGCUAGUAUCUCAUCCAUUGCAACCGCCCCUGCGGCGAUAUGGGUUAAGAAGGCAUCGGAUGUGCUAGGGGGACUGGAUGCGGAGGAUGACGGGGUGGACAAAGCGAUUAUCCGGGCGAUCGAGGAAGUGCAGCUGCGCGAGGAUAUUGGCGACGUUAGCACCGAUAGCCUUCAGACGAUUGUCAAUCGACUUCGGGGGGUUAAAGGACAAGUUGAGCUGGCAAUGGAGUGGGAAGAGCUGUGGGGAAAUGUCUUGGGCGAUGUGACGGUGGAGGUGGAGAAAAAACGGCACUGGACGCUGGCAGGCGAGCAGGACUCUAGCGCCUCCGGGCUCGACAUCAAUGAGCUGGAGACUAUCGUGGAAGAGACCCCGUCGCAGGCGCAACUGCUGUCCAGCAAACGGCUCAGCAUAGACCCCAUACUUACCGGACCCCCUACGAUGGAUAUGCCUGUCAUUCAGACGCCACAUGACGAUACAAAUCACUCGAACCUCAUUGCGCUGUUCGCGCGAAUACAACCGUUGCGAGCGUCGCUUGAUUUCUUGCCGAUGAGAAUCGCUUGUGAGGAGCUCGAGGAGCGGCGGGGCCAUCUCGAACAAAGCUUCCAAAAGCUGGAGCAUGAUGCAGAUGCGCUGCAGAAGGAGCUCAACGAAGACCGGUGGAUCCUCGUGUUCCGUAACGCGGGCGGACAGGCGCAGAAAAUGUUUGACUCGGCUAUCGAGACAUGCGCCCAUUUGCAUGAUGCAACGUUGUUUACGAAACGUAUCGAAAGCUAUGAGGCUAAAAAGCAGCACUAUGUCGCGGCAAUUGAACGAGUAGUGUCGAUUAUUCGCAAGGAGAUUCUGCGACUGCUGUCGGACAUGACCUCGAGGGUCGACGCUUUGAAGGCGAGUGUCCGGGUGAUGGAUGAGUGGCUGGAGGACAUUAACUUUGUCCGAUCACAGCAUCUCCGGGACUCGAUCUCGAGUAUCAUGACGAUGGACAGUCCUCUGACCGGCAGUGUCGCCGAUACUCCGGGAAGCUCCCCGGCAUCAUCAGUGGUGAUGACGCCUGCCAACCCCCUUAAGGGCUCUGCCACGCCUAUGGGAACAUCUAGUCGACGUGGCAGCUCAGUCAGCUCUGCAGCGCGGACGACAAUGUCUAAAAUGCGACGCAAGAAGUCGGCUCUCCCCAAGCCCACGCUCACUGCGCCGUCACCGAGUCGAAUGGGCGCCGCCACACCCACCCCUGCUGCGCGUAAGCCGGUCAAGCCGGCGCCGUCACCCAUUCCCAACCGUCCGCGCUGGACCAACAGCACCAACACGAACGAUUUGUAUGUCGGCCACGUGUAUAAACCCAACCCUACUCCCCGCAAGGCUUCUGCGCCUGGCCGCACUUCGCGGCCCUCGUCGACCAUACCUAUGGGACCGUUCCGGCGCGACAUGUCGGUCUCUCCGGCACCGAUGACGGCGCGCUCUAUGAGUCGUGUUUCAAGCCGGCUGACGAAUCGCAGCCCAGAGCGCAUGGGCUCUCCUACACCUAAUCGAACUAUCCUCGAUCCCCCUCCUUACAGCAAGCUCCGGCGGCCAGACGGCAUGUCGAACGCGCCGCGCAGCCGACAGAGCUUUGCGGGGCUGUCGUUCAGCCGCAGUGUGUCGCACGACCACGAACGAAAUCUUGCCAGUCCAACGAAGACACCGCGGCCAGGCACCGCGCUGGGGCAUUCCGCGAACCGGCGGAUCAGCUUGAUCCCAUUGCCGAAGAACAACCCGACGCCUCGCAGCAAGCUCGGAGAGCGGCCGCCAUGGCGGUAA
Aspergillus welwitschiae is the source of this 4377-nucleotide messenger RNA. RefSeq names its product KAR9 family protein. Bases 1 to 4377 code for a protein of 1458 amino acids. Lineage: Eukaryota; Fungi; Ascomycota; Eurotiomycetes; Eurotiales; Aspergillaceae. The record is from RefSeq and is a predicted model, not a curated record. The transcript has 13 exons.